Messenger RNA from Homarus americanus (American lobster), 1618 nucleotides. RefSeq names its product diphthine methyltransferase-like. Lineage: Eukaryota; Metazoa; Arthropoda; Malacostraca; Decapoda; Nephropidae. The record is from RefSeq and is a predicted model, not a curated record. The transcript has 3 exons. Bases 496 to 1608 code for a protein of 370 amino acids. Gene Ontology annotation, molecular function: protein binding.
UUUGAACCCCACAAGAGCUUAGGUUGCAUGAUAUUGACUCUCCGUAGUCAAAAUUUUCCCGGGCUUUGGCUCCCAGAGGCAUGGUAGGUAGAUACCUACUUUGCCCAGAGGGGCGCCAAUCUCUAACUUUGCCCCCGAGCGCCACGAACCUUCACUACGAGACUGAAGACAUGUUGGUGCGCCAGUGAUCAUACCCCGUGAACACAAGAGAACGGUUAUUGUAUUAGUAAGCAAGUUUGUCCCGGGAACGAGUCUCACUUCACAGUUCACACUAUACAAACGAUAUAUUGGUGAACAUAAACAAUAAACACACCUUCGAUGAGAGUACCUGUAUUGAAUUUGAGCUGGCUCGUCGCAAGAUGGCUUUUCUCUGCAUAGGUGUUCUGAGGAUAUCAGUCAAACACUGAUCCUUCGCCUCACUGGAUUUUUAAGCUUAAUGUGGAACCGGGGGUGUUGCAUGCAGUUCUGUAGCUGUUGCAGCAUAAAAAGAUAACCAUGGCUUGCGAAGUAAAACAGCUGUUUUCCUGGGACACUCAGUACAAUGCUGACUCAGUUGAAUUUUGUCCUGUUGAGCCUUAUCAGGAAUACCUAGUAGUAGGCACUUACCAACUGAUGGACCAGGAACAUAGAUUAGAGGUUUGUGCACAGGUUAAUCAUGAAAAUACAACUGAAGUGGAAUCAAGUUUGCAGAAAUGUGAUGCACCUAAGAAAAGACUUGGUCGUCUUUAUUUGAAGCAGAUGACAGAAGAGAAGAAACUUGUGUUAGUUCAGCAAAUUGACAUGCCUGCUAUUUUGGAUAUGAAAUGGUGUCAUAACAAGAUAGAGAAUGAUCCAGUACUUGCCAUUGCAAAUGCUUCAGGUCAUUUACUUCUGUAUAAGUUACAACCAAUAGAUGAUGGAACAGUUAGAUUAAAAUUCUGGAUUAAGUCUGAAAUAGACGAGGAAGACACUCUUGCCUUGUCAUUGGAUUGGUCAACUGGGAAAAUUCAGUGUGAGAAUCCAUUAAUUUCACUUAGUGAUUCAAAAGGGAAAAUAAGUUUAUUACAACUCAGUAACCAGGAAUUAAUUUUACAAGAUAGAUUUCUAGCUCAUGAGUUUGAAGCUUGGAUCACUGCAUUUGAUUACUGGAAUCCUAACAUAGUUUAUACAGGGGGGGAUGAUUGCAAGUUUCGAAGAUAUGACGUGAGAAAUGAGCCAGCCAAUCCAACAUUGACCAGUAGGGUGCACAGUGCAGGUGUCACAAGCAUUCACAGCAGUGCUCACUCUGAGUACCUCUUAGCAAGUGGUAGUUAUGAUGAAAUUGUUAAUUUGUGGGACACUAGAACGAUGAGAUCACCAUGUUCAUCAAUAUCCCUCAGUGGUGGGAUAUGGCGUCUUAAAUGGGACCCACAAGGAAGAAACUUGUUACUGGCUGCUUGUAUGCAUAAUGGAUUUCAUGUUACCGAUACCUCCCCAUCAGAUGUGCAAGUAGUUGCCUCAUUCACAGAGCAUGAGAGCUUGGCUUAUGGAGUGGAUUGGUGGGCAGGUGCCACAGAUGCAACCAGUGUUAUUGCUUCUGCCUCAUUUUAUGAUCAUUUACUGUGUUUGUGGGAGUUUACAAUAAACUAAAUACAAAAUU